GCUUGUGUGGAUUCCGCCGGUGACACUUUGGCUCGGUGUCAGAGAACGGUGACGGUCAUGAGUAGACCGAUGAUCUAUGAUGUUUUUCCAGGCAAAUCUUAAAGUUCGUUUAGACUCUUGAGUUCUUCUUGAAUUGCCAGUUUUCAGCCUCCUCAUGCCUCCAUCUCCUUUAGACGACAGGGUAGUAGUGACACUGUCUAGGCCUGUCCGACCUCAGGAUCUCAACCUUUGUUUAGACUCUAGCUACCUUGGCUCUGCCACCCCAGGCAGUCCCAGCCACCCUCCUGCCAUUGCCACCGCCGUUGUGACCCUCAAGGCUGCGAAUCUGACGUAUAUGCCCUCAUCCAGCGGCUCUGCCCGCUCCCUGAAUUGUGGAUGCAGCAGUACUAGCUGCUGCACUGUGGCAACCUACGACAAGGAUCACCAGACCCAGACUCAAGCCAUUGCCGCAGGCACAGCCACCACCGCCAUAGGAACCUCGACCACCUGCCCUGCGAACCAGAUGGUCAACAACAGUGAGAACACAGGCUCUUUAAGUCCAGCGGGUGGGGUGGGCAGCCCUGUGUCAGGGACUCCCAAGCAGCUAGCCAGCAUCAAAAUCAUCUAUCCCAAUGACCUGGCGAAGAAGAUGACCAAAUGCAGCAAGAGUCACCUGUCCAGCCAGGGUCCUGUCAUCAUUGACUGCAGGCCUUUCAUGGAGUACAACAAGAGUCAUAUCCAAGGAGCUGUCCACAUUAACUGUGCCGAUAAGAUCAGCCGGCGGAGGCUGCAGCAGGGCAAGAUCACUGUCUUAGACUUGAUUUCCUGUAGGGAAGGCAAAGACUCUUUCAAGAGGAUCUUUUCCAAAGAAAUUAUAGUUUAUGAUGAGAAUACGAAUGAGCCGAGCCGAGUGAUGCCGUCCCAGCCACUUCACGUAGUCCUCGAGUCCCUGAAGAGAGAAGGCAAAGAGCCCGUGGUGUUGAAAGGGGGACUCAGUAGUUUUAAACAGAACCAUGAAAACCUCUGUGACAACUCCCUCCAGCUCCAAGAGUGCCGGGAGGUGGGGGGCGGCGCGUCUGCGGCCUCGAGCAUGCUACCUCAGUCUGUCCCCACCACCCCUGACAUCGAGAACGCAGAGCUGACGCCCAUCCUGCCCUUCCUGUUCCUCGGCAAUGAGCAAGAUGCUCAGGACCUGGACACCAUGCAGAGGCUCAACAUCGGCUACGUCAUCAACGUCACCACUCACCUCCCCCUGUACCACUAUGAGAAAGGCCUCUUCAACUACAAGAGACUGCCAGCCACUGACAGCAACAAGCAGAAUCUGCGGCAGUACUUUGAAGAGGCUUUUGAAUUCAUUGAGGAAGCUCAUCAGUGUGGAAAGGGCCUUCUCAUCCACUGCCAGGCUGGCGUCUCCCGCUCCGCCACCAUCGUUAUCGCCUACCUGAUGAAGCACACGCGGAUGACCAUGACUGACGCUUACAAAUUCGUCAAAGGCAAACGACCAAUUAUCUCCCCGAACCUCAACUUCAUGGGGCAGUUGCUGGAAUUUGAGGAAGACCUGAACAAUGGUGUGACACCACGGAUCCUUACACCAAAGUUGAUGGGCAUGGAGACGGUUGUGUGACGGCAGGCAGCAUGGAAGGGCCGUGGCUCCGUCAGGAGAUGAACAGGCGUGAAGAGGGUUCUGGUUUUGUUUUUGUUUCUGUUUUUCUUUUUUCAGUUUUUUUUUUUUUUUUUUUAAAGUUGGGGAAAUGUUUGUGAAAGGAAACAAACUUGUCUAGAGACUCUAUUUUUAAUAAGUGUGAGGAGACUAUAACUUCCGAUGCCACUGAGAACCACUUCUCUUUAUCUGGUAUUGCAAAGAGGUUAAAGAGGUCAUUUUUUUUUUUUUUAAGCCAACAAAUAAAAAGAUUAUGAAACUUGCUUCUCCCCAGUUUUCCUUGUUAGCUGUUGUAAAGUUUCUGACUAAGUUGUCUGUGCGGGCUCAUAGACCGAAGAUACCACACUUCAGUGACAAGGAAGCCAGAGGAAGUGGAAAAGACAUCGCCUUUCGAAGACCUGGAGCCUACCUGGCCACCAAACGCCACCAAACCAUGCCCUGUUGAGCUCACAGGUGUGAAGAGAAGGGGGCAGCCUCAGUGGUCGCAGAUGACCUCAUGCUCUGGAGAGACAGAGGGUAUUGUUGAUUGUGUGGGUUUCAUGCUCUGGAUAGUUUCCCCCUUUCUGUGGGUUUGAAAGAACUUUCUUUUCUUCUUCUUUUUUCUUUUUAAUAGAAAGAAAUUGGCCGUUGUUCCAUGUGCCUUCGCUGGCACGUGUGCAAUAAAAAUGGUGUUUGGUGUGUGCGGGUGAGUUAGAGCUGGCACUUGAGUGACAGAUCGAACCAGCUUGGAGAUAGGAAUUCAACAGUACCAGUGGCUUCCCCUCCUCCUGCUCUCCCUCUGUUUUUUUUUCUUCCUUCCUUCCUUCCUUUCUUUUUUUGUUUCUUUCCUCUUCCUUUUUUUGUUUCUCCUUUUUGAUUUGAGUCUGGUUACAGUGCCAUAAACCUUGUUACAUAUGUAUAUCAGAAUGUAAAAAAACAAAAGACAAAACUUUAUUUAAAAAUAUUUUUCGCAAAAAAAAAAUUCUUGGUGUGUUUUUGAUGGUGGUGUAAAGACUUAUUUUCAUUAUAUAAAUGAAACUCGUU
Messenger RNA from Peromyscus californicus insignis, 2662 nucleotides. It is a transcript of the gene Dusp10, whose product is annotated as dual specificity phosphatase 10. Gene Ontology annotation, cellular component: cytosol; cytoplasm. The record is from RefSeq and is a predicted model, not a curated record. Gene Ontology annotation, biological process: protein dephosphorylation; negative regulation of JUN kinase activity. Gene Ontology annotation, molecular function: MAP kinase tyrosine/serine/threonine phosphatase activity; protein tyrosine/threonine phosphatase activity. The coding region runs from base 155 to 1603 and encodes 482 amino acids. The transcript is spliced from 4 exons. Lineage: Eukaryota; Metazoa; Chordata; Mammalia; Rodentia; Cricetidae.